AUGGCAGAGGACACAAGGUUAUCAGUUAAAGGUUUGAAUUAUGGUGGUGUAGGUAGUCAGCCUUUAGGUAAGUUAUCGAAAAUUCCAUUUUCAAACUGGAAAAAGGCAACAGACAAGUUUAAUGAGCACCAGCAAUGUGAAUAUCAUAAAAGAUUGGAGGAUCCUGACGAAAAUGAUGGAAAUUUUCGAGCUCUUUUGAGAUACAAAGCCAUGGGUGGAGACGAAACACUUAAACAUCAUCUAGAAAAUUCUUCAAAAAAUGCAAGAUACUUAAGUCCCACCAUUCAGAAUGAAGUGAUAAAUGUGUGCAAUAAAUUAAUUGUUCAAAAGAUUGUUGCGAAAAUUACUUCUGUUAAAUUGUUUUCUGUCUUAGCCGAUGAAACUAGUGAUAUAGCUGGUAUGGAGCAAUUUUCGUUGUGUGUUCGCUACUAUGAUAACGACAUAAAGAAAAUAAGGGAGGAUUUCCUACAGUGUGUAGGUGUAACUGAUCUAACAGGCAAAGGACUUGCAAAUGUUUUAAUGGACACUCUAGCAAAUUUACACAUAGACGGUAAUUUUAUGAUAGGUCAAGGAUAUGAUGGAGCCGCUGCAAUGAGUGGUCGACUUCAUGGGGCGCAACAAUAUGUUGCUGAGAAAUUUGAUUUGGCUAUUUACGUGCAUUGCGCAUCUCACAGUCUAAACCUAGCACUUUCUGAUGCCUGCGAACUACCAGCUGUGAGAAACUGUAUGGGAAUCCUUAAUAGUACAUACACAUUUUUUAACACACCAAAACGACAAUCUUUGCUUGCAAAUUCAAUAGAGAAAUUAACACCUAAAGCAUCAGCAUCUCGACUUAAACGAUUGUGCGCAACCAGAUGGAUUGAGCGUCAUGAGUCUGUCAACGUUUUUAUACAGCUUCAAAAAGCAACUGUUGAUGCACUGGAAAUUAUGUCAUCCUGGCACGAUACAACAACUUCUUCAACAGCGGUUCAACUUUUAGGAGCAAUUAGGAGUCUUGAGUUUCAAGUUUCUCUUAGAGUUAUCUCAAAAAUCUUUGCAAUAACACUUCCUGUCAGCAGAAUACUCCAAACAGAAAACUUUGAUCUAUCUGCGGCUCUAAAAUUUACAGAAGAUUCAAGUAGCCUACUAGUGAAUAUGCGGAAGGUUGCUGAAUCAGAAUUUACUACCGUAUUUAAUGAAGUCAAAGACAUUUGUGAGGACUUCGACAUAGAUAUACUUAUUCCACGUCGAGCUGGAAAACAAAUUCAACGCUGCAAUGUUAUGGCAAAUACGCCUGAAGAGUAUUACAGAAUAGCUGUAUUUAUUCCUUUCCUUGAUUCGGUUAUAUGUCAAAUAGGAGACAGAUUGUUAAAACAUAAAUCUGUUUUGAGAGGUUUUAUGUGUCUUUUACCCAAUGACUCGGGUUUUACCAAAGAACAGGAAAAGAAUGCCAUAAUACUUAUGCAAAAAUAUGAACGUUUGAUUAACAGCAGUGUCAUCGAUGAAAGCAUUGGAGAACUGAAACUGUGGUGGCGCCACAUUAUUACAAGUGGAAAUGUACCGCAAAACGCUCAUCAAGCUUUUUUAAUGUGUGACGUAAAAAUAUUUCCAACAGUACACAAACUACUGCAAAUAUGUGUAACAUUGCCUGUAACAACUGCCGUUAGCGAACGCUCUUUUUCCACUCUCAGACGGCUAAAAACGUACUUGCGAAAUACUACUUGCGAGGAUAGACUAAAUGGAAUGGCAUUAUUAAAUAUUCACCGACAAAUUGAAAUUUUAGCGGAUGGG
This is a messenger RNA of Physella acuta, 1770 nucleotides long. Its product is annotated as 52 kDa repressor of the inhibitor of the protein kinase-like. The record is from RefSeq and is a predicted model, not a curated record. Lineage: Eukaryota; Metazoa; Mollusca; Gastropoda; Physidae. Gene Ontology annotation, molecular function: protein dimerization activity.